AGGAAGGUAGUGACGUCAUGGGUAAACAGGUUCUGUAGCCGUGGCAGCGGCCGUGGCAGGCUGACUGGGUACCCGCUGCCGCUGACCCGGGAGAAGCUGUCUGUCUACAUCAGCCUAGGCUGCAGCACGCUGCCGCCGCGGGGCCAGCAGCUGAACUAUGUGUCUUCAGGGCGGGCACCGUGUUGCAUUCAUCUUUGUACCCCCAGCAUCUAGCAGUGUUGGCAUGUAGUAGGCACUCAAGAAAUGUGUGUUGAAUGAACGAUGCCUGUGACAAGCAAGCGGACUUUAUUCUUUCCUGACCCUUGCUCCUAUGACACACCUCCUCCUGACUGCCACUGUCACUCCUUCAGAGCAGAACUCCUCUAGGAAGUCUGGAUGGGAAACAGCCAUGGCCAAGGACAUCCUGGGUGAAGCAGGGCUGCACUUUGAUGAACUGAACAAGCUGCGGGUGUUGGACCCAGAGGUUACCCAGCAGACCAUAGAGCUGAAGGAAGAGUGCAAAGACUUUGUGGACAAAAUUGGCCAGUUUCAGAAAAUAGUUGGUGGUUUAAUUGAGCUUGUUGAUCAACUUGCAAAAGAAGCAGAAAAUGAAAAGAUGAAGGCCAUCGGUGCUCGGAACUUGCUCAAAUCUAUAGCAAAGCAGAGAGAAGCUCAACAGCAGCAACUUCAAGCACUAAUAGCAGAAAAGAAAAUGCAGCUAGAAAGGAAUAGCAUCUCACUUGUCAUCCUGAUUUGAAGAUUUUUAAAAAUAAAAUUACAUUUGAUGGGAAGGAAAUAGAAAACUUAGUAUCAAACCACCUCUAGUAGUUUGAGCAUGAAAGGGUCUACGAAGUUGGCUGGCUCUCUGAAAGAAGACUUUCCUAGGGCUGGAGAUUUCUCAUGGGUGGCUCUGGGUAGGGCUUUGCCUCUUUCUUUCUUCAUUCUGAACUCACACCAUUUCUUGAAAUCAUUUAAACCUCUAUAUCCUUCUCUAGAAGAAUUAAGUCUGUGGUUUACUUCAUCUUUUUUUUAGGGCCUCUAACAAUUUUGUUUUUCAGGUAUCGGGUUGAAUAUGAAGCUUUGUGUAAAGUAGAAGCAGAACAAAAUGAAUUUAUUGACCAAUUUAUUUUUCAGAAAUGAACUGAAAAUUUCUUUUAUAGUAGGAAGGCAAAACAAAAAAAGCCCCUCAAAACCAAAAAAACCUCUGUAGCAUUCCAGCGGCUUGACCAAUGACCUGUCACAAGAGGUGGCGUGUAAGGAACGCAGCCCCCUGAAGACAGCACUACAAGUCUGGGGGAGCCAGUUUUAAACAUCAGUGCACAGCUGCUGCUGGUGGCCCUACAGUGUACGUUCUCACUUCUUAUGCUUAAUUGGAACUAAGCAGUUUGUAAACUUUCAUCCUUUUUUUGUAAAUUCACAAAGCUUUGGAAGAAUACAUUUUUGUUUUCAAAUGGC
Molecule: messenger RNA, 1434 nt
Organism: Mandrillus leucophaeus (drill)
Lineage: Eukaryota; Metazoa; Chordata; Mammalia; Primates; Cercopithecidae
Gene: IFT20
Product: intraflagellar transport 20
Exons: 6
Coding region: 311-736 (141 amino acids)
Biological process (GO): protein localization to cilium; intraciliary transport; centrosome localization
Cellular component (GO): Golgi apparatus; centrosome; cilium
Source: RefSeq, a predicted model, not a curated record